AUGAAUGUGCAGGCGCAUGUGUCUGGGCAGAUCUCAGGGCAAGUCCCUAAUCAGCUUGCCCAGCAAAAUGGGAAUUCUCUCCCACCUGCUCAAAUGCAGGGUUUAUCUGUUCCUGGUGGCGGAGUUGCUGCUGCUAGCCAUAUGUACGUGGAUAAUGACCUUAACAGAGCUCGCAUUUUUAUCCGAGAGAAAAUAUUUGUAAUUAUAACGCAGCGGCAUCAGCUAGUUAGCGAAGCACAUAAACAAAAAUUUAGAGAUAUUGCCAGACGCUUGGAGGAGGGUCUAUUCAAACAAGCUUUGUCGAAGGAUGAGUAUACAGACCUAGGUACUUUAGAAUAUCGCCUUGGUACUCUACUCAAGCGAACAUCCCUGAACAGUCAAAGUCAACGCCAUGCUCAAAUAGUCAACUCUUCCUCUUCUGUUGGUACGAUGAUACCAACCCCUGGGAUAUCUCACAGUGGGAACUCUAACUUGAUGACUUCUUCUGUUGAUCCAAUGAUGAUUUCGUCUAGUGGGAGUGACAGUAUAGCCCCUACAUCUGUCUCCUCUGGGAGCAUGAUGCCUAUGAGUGGUUUGCAAGGAGCCAUGUCGAAUGGGUAUCAGCAAUCUCCAGCAAAUUUCUCUAUUAAUUCUGGUGGGAACAUGUCAUCUAUGGGGGUGCAAAGAAUGGCAAGCCAGAUGAUCCCCACUCCUGGAUUCAAUAGUAACAGUAAUAAUAGCCAGUCUUACAUCAAUAUGGAUUCUGCUAACAGCAGUGUUGGUCAUUCAACUGUUGAAACUACUAUGUUACAAUCUCCACAGCAGAAGCAGUUUCUUGGUGGUCAAAACAGUCGUAUAUUGCAAAACCUUGGCAGCCAAAUGGGUAGUAGUAUCAGAUCUGGUUUGCAACAGAAAUCAUAUGGUUUUGCUAAUGGGUCUUUAAAUGGUGGAAUGGGGAUGACGGGGAGCAAUAUGCAGCUUGUGAACGAACCUGGAACCUCCGAGGGCUAUAUAACUGCCACUCAGUAUGCAAGUGCACCCAAACCACUUCAGCAGACCUUUGACCAACAGCAGCAACAAUUAGUGCAUGGUGAUGGGUAUGGCAUGGCAUCCGAUCCUCUUGGAUCUGGGAAUUUUUAUGGUGCCGUAUCAUCUGCUGGAUCCAUGAUGAAUGCCCAGAAUAUUGGUGGCUUGCAGCCUAUGACAAAGUCUGGCUCUCAUAUGGUUAGUAAUUCUUCAAAUUUACAUGGCAUGCCACAGGCUGUGCAUGUAAAGACUCAACCAGUUGAACAGUCUGACAAAGUGAACUAUCCUGCCCAAUUAUCAUCUAGAGAAAGUCUCAUACAGUCUCAUCAACAACAAUUUCAUCCAAAUCCUCAUCAGAUGCAGCAGCAGCACUUCAUUCAACAGCAACGUCUUCAUAGGCAGCAAAGCCAGCAGCACCAGCAGUUACUGAAUACAGAUACUUUUACACAGCCUCAGCUACCCUCUGAAAUUGCUCAUCCAGUAAAGCGCGAGCCUGGAUUGGAGAUUCAGAAUGAGUUGUUAAACACACAAACUUCUGAUCAGAUCCAAGUUCCUGCAUUGCAAAACCAAUUUCAACAGAAUACUACUGAAGAUCAUUCUCGUGGUGCACAGAGCGUCUCUCUUGCUUCUGGACAGCAUGAACCAUAUACACCUCAAUUGCCUCAAUGCUCACAGCAAAUGCAGCAGAUGUUGCAUCCUCAUCAGCUAGUGCCAGACUCCCAGAAUAAUUUUAACAGCCUUCCUGUUGCAACACAACCGGAGUCAUUACAGGGUCAGUGGCACCCUCAGUCACAUGACUGGGCUCACAUGCCAGGGAGCAUGUCACACGAGCAGCACUUCCAUGAGGAAUUCCGCCAAAGAAUAUCCAGGCAAGAUGAAGCGCAACGUAACAACUUAGCAUCAGAAGGACCUAUUACUGGUCAAACUGUUCCACCUCGGAGCACAGUAGAGACUAGGAUUGUAGGAAACAAUGCCAAUUAUAAGUAUGAUAAUGCAAAUCGUGACCGGCAGUUCAUAAAUCAACAGAGGUGGCUUUUGUUCUUGCGGCAUGCUCGUCGUUGUACAGCUCCUGAAGGGAAAUGUCAAGAGAAUAAUUGCAUUACUGUCCAAAAGUUGUGGAGGCAUAUGAGUAAAUGCACUAUUAAGCCUUGUCCUUAUCCUCGGUGCCAACGCACUAGGGAACUGCUUCACCACAACAAAACUUGCAGGGAUGCAGGAUGCCCUGUUUGCAUUCCUGUAAAAAAUUAUCUGGAGAGUUACUUGAAGACACACUGUCGUCCAAUCCCUGAUGCUGCUGCUGCUUUGCAGAACAAGCCCAAUGAGAAUACAGAUAAUGUAUCCAGAUUGAUUGCUAGAGCUCCUUCGGUUGUUGAAACUUCAGAAGAUCUGCAGCCAUCUUUGAAACGCAUGAAGAUAGAGCAAUCUCCUCAAUCCGCUAAGCCUGAGAGUGAAAGUUCAGCUUCGGCAGCUAGUGAUGCUCAUAUGACUCAGGAUGGCCAAUGUCAAGACUACAAAUAUGGUGAUGCUAGUGUGCCGGUUAAGCCAGAGUACAUCGAGGUAAAGUUGGAUGGUCCACUGAGUUCCAGACAAGCGAACACUAACAAUGCCGUUAUGAAGAAGGAUAACCUGGAUGACAUAACCAGCCAAAGGCCGAAUGAAUCUACUGUACAAGAUGGGCCCGCUGAUGUAGCUAGACAGGAUAUUGUCAAAGUUGAAAAGGAAACUGAUCCUGUGAAGCAGGACAAUGUUUCACAGCCGGCUGAAACUGCAGCUGGGACCAAGUCUGGAAAGCCAAAGAUUAAGGGUGUGUCAUUGACUGAAUUGUUUACACCAGAGCAAAUCAGAGAGCAUAUCACAGGUCUCAGGCAGUGGGUUGGUCAGAGCAAAGCAAAAGCUGAGAAAAACCAGGCAAUGGAGCAUGUUAUGAGUGAAAAUUCUUGUCAAUUGUGUGCAGUUGAAAAGCUUACCUUUGAGCCGCCACCAAUAUAUUGCACGCCUUGCGGUGUUCGUAUUAAGCGAAAUGCAAUGUAUUAUACUAUGGGAGCUGGUGAGACACGCCACUAUUUCUGUAUUCCAUGUUAUAAUGAUUCCCGUGGUGACAGUAUAUCUGUUGAUGGGAGUUCCGUUCCCAAGGCAAGGCUUGAGAAGAAGAAGAAUGACGAGGAGACUGAAGAAUGGUGGGUUCAAUGUGACAAAUGUGAAGCAUGGCAACAUCAAAUUUGUGCUUUGUUUAAUGGUCGAAGGAAUGAUGGGGGCCAAGCCGAAUAUACUUGCCCGAAUUGCUAUAUAGCAGAGAUUGAAGAAGGAGAGCGCACACCAUUGCCACAAAGUGCUGUUCUUGGUGCCAAAGAUUUGCCCAGGACCAUACUUAGUGACCACAUAGAACAACGAUUGGUUAAGAGACUGAAGCACGAAAGACUGGAGAGGGCCAGAGUUCAGGGGAGAAGUUAUGAUGAGGUUCCUGGAGCAGAAUCCCUUGUAGUUCGUGUUGUUUCUUCUGUUGACAAAAAGUUAGAAGUGAAGCAGCGGUUCCUUGAAAUAUUCCGGGAAGAUAAUUAUCCACUUGAAUUCCCAUAUAAAUCUAAGGUAGUUUUGUUAUUUCAGAAGAUUGAAGGUGUGGAGGUGUGUCUGUUUGGUAUGUAUGUGCAAGAAUUUGGAACGGAAGCUCACUUCCCGAAUCAGCGUCGUGUCUAUCUGUCAUACCUGGAUUCUGUAAAAUAUUUUAGACCUGAAGUCAAAGCAGUUACAGGGGAGGCACUUCGUACAUUUGUGUACCAUGAAAUUCUGAUUGGUUACCUAGAUUAUUGUAAGAAAAGGGGUUUUACUAGCUGUUACAUAUGGGCUUGUCCUCCAUUGAAGGGUGAAGAUUACAUACUCUAUUGUCAUCCAGAAAUACAGAAAACGCCCAAGUCUGAUAAACUCCGAGAAUGGUACUUGGCAAUGUUAAGGAAAGCUUCAAAAGAAAAUGUUGUAGUUGAACUAACAAAUUUGUAUGACCAUUUCUUUGUGUCCACUGGUGAAUGCAAAGCAAAGGUAACUGCAGCGAGGCUUCCAUACUUUGAUGGUGACUACUGGCCUGGUGCUGCUGAAGACUUGAUUUAUCAGCUUAAUCAAGAUGAGGAUGGCAGAAAACAUAAUAAGAAGGGAACUACCAAAAAGACUAUAACAAAGAGGGCUCUGAAAGCAUCUGGUCAGUCAGAUCUUUCAGGAAAUGCAUCAAAGGAUCUGCUGCUGAUGCAUAAGCUCGGUGAGACGAUUUCUCCAAUGAAGGAAGAUUUUAUCAUGGUGCAUCUACAGCACUGCUGCACACAUUGUUGUACACUGAUGGUAUCAGGGAACCGGUGGGUUUGCAACCAGUGCAAAAGUUUUCAAAUCUGUGACAGGUGUUAUGAGGUGGAACAGAAACGUGAAGAAAGAGAACGACAUCCUGUCCACCAUAGGGAAAAGCAUGGACUAUAUCCAGUUGAGAUCAAUGAUGUGCCUGUUGAUACAAAGGACAGAGAUGAAAUUCUUGAGAGUGAAUUCUUUGAUACGAGGCAGGCUUUCCUUAGUCUCUGCCAGGGGAAUCAUUAUCAGUAUGAUACUCUCCGUCGUGCUAAACAUUCCUCUAUGAUGGUCCUUUACCAUCUUCACAAUCCGACUGCACCUGCAUUUGUUACUACAUGCAAUGUUUGUCAUCUGGAUAUUGAAACUGGUCAAGGUUGGCGUUGUGAGGUCUGCCCAGAAUAUGAUGUUUGCAAUUCUUGUUACCAAAAGGAUGGUGGUAUUGACCAUCCACAUAAAUUGACCAACCAUCCAUCUAUAGCUGAGCGUGAUGCACAGAAUAAAGAAGCCCGACAACAAAGGGUUCUGCAGCUUAGGAAAAUGCUUGAUCUUUUGGUGCAUGCAUCACAGUGCCGUUCUCCUCACUGCCAGUAUCCGAAUUGCCGGAAAGUGAAGGGGCUUUUCAGGCAUGGGAUACAGUGCAGAACACGUGCAUCUGGAGGUUGUGUUCUGUGCAAGAAGAUGUGGUAUCUCUUGCAACUCCAUGCUAGAGCUUGCAAAGAAUCUGGAUGCUAUGUACCCCGUUGCAGAGAUCUGAAAGAACAUAUAAGAAGACUGCAACAACAAUCUGAAUCACGUCGAAGAGCUGCAGUGAUGGAGAUGAUGAGGCAGAGAGCUGCUGAAGUUGCUGGCAGUUCUGGUUAA
Molecule: messenger RNA, 5193 nt
Organism: Linum trigynum
Lineage: Eukaryota; Viridiplantae; Streptophyta; Magnoliopsida; Malpighiales; Linaceae
Source: the annotation of a GenBank genome assembly